AUGACCACCUCACCAUACUCGUUGUCGUCACCAUUAACACAACCCCAGCCCGUGAUCGUGGUUGGCUCCGGACUGGCCGGGUUAUCAGCCGCGACGCAGCUCAUCUCACACCAAGUCCCUGUCAUAAUGCUCGACAGGGCCGAGAAACCCGGCGGGAAUAGCAUCAAAGCUUCGUCGGGGAUAAACGGCGCGCCGACGAGGUUCCAGCCGGGGGAUGCCGAUGACUCCCGGGAGCUUUUUCUCGCCGACACGGUCAAGUCGGCGGGAGAUGUCUUCGCGAAUUCUCCCGCCGAGGAGCAUAGACGGCGGGAAUCGCUUAUGGCCACCGUCACGGCUUCGUCUGCUGAGGCGGUGUACUGGCUCACGGAUGAGAAAGGCGUCGACUUGAGCACGGUUUCGGCCGCCUGGGAUUUCGAUCGUCAGUGCGCUUUUGGAUUCUUUGAAGGCGAGUUCGCUGUUUCAGCUGCGGUCGGGGGCGAGAGUUACGAAGGUGUUGCGCGAGGCGGAUGA
Molecule: messenger RNA, 510 nt
Organism: Aspergillus nomiae NRRL 13137
Lineage: Eukaryota; Fungi; Ascomycota; Eurotiomycetes; Eurotiales; Aspergillaceae
Product: putative FAD dependent oxidoreductase
Exons: 2
Coding region: 1-510 (169 amino acids)
Source: RefSeq, a predicted model, not a curated record